AUGCAGUAUCGAAUCUCAUUGGCAGCUGGUGUGUUUUCAAAGCAACAGAUUUACAAAGUGAAAAAUGGUGAGUGGAAUGUGGAACUGAGUUUUCAGAUAUAUCGAAGUGGCAAACACCUUAUCGAAUGUGCCGUUCGCAUGGCCAUUGCUGCGUCUGAUUGCCGAAAUACAUCCAUCUUUAUGGCUUUACUGGCAUCGAUAAUGAUAAGAUUCGAGAACCAUCCAAGUCAGAAGUCGAAGCCACAGGAGUUCGAUAUCGACUCGCUGAAGCGGUUGUUUUUCGUCUUUAUCAAGGGAAAAGUGGUACCAACGGAAUUUGCCGUAUUUCUGCAAGUCAUACCGAAUAUUAGCCACAGAGAAGCAUUCCUGAUACUGCUGGAUCUUUGGCGUUAUUUACAGAGCAUUGUAAAUGUGUUUAAAAUAUCCGCAAUAAGUGAAGCGCUGGAGAGUACGCAAACUACAGUGAACAUACCUCCAAUAAAGGGGGAAGUGCUGCCGUUCAUGACAGCAUUCCGACUGGUAAUUCAACGUAAUAUUACGCAAUUGGCUUAUCUGUUUCCUUAUUUGAGGAAACUUGGUUUAUCGAAGAAUGUUGAAUAA
Molecule: messenger RNA, 600 nt
Organism: Anisakis simplex (herring worm)
Lineage: Eukaryota; Metazoa; Nematoda; Chromadorea; Rhabditida; Anisakidae
Source: the annotation of a GenBank genome assembly